This is a messenger RNA of Micropterus salmoides (largemouth bass), 4274 nucleotides long. It is a transcript of the gene trpc4b, whose product is annotated as transient receptor potential cation channel, subfamily C, member 4b. Gene Ontology annotation, molecular function: store-operated calcium channel activity; inositol 1,4,5 trisphosphate binding; protein binding. The transcript has 11 exons. The record is from RefSeq and is a predicted model, not a curated record. Gene Ontology annotation, cellular component: membrane; cation channel complex. Gene Ontology annotation, biological process: manganese ion transport; calcium ion transmembrane transport; regulation of cytosolic calcium ion concentration. The coding region runs from base 248 to 3028 and encodes 926 amino acids. Lineage: Eukaryota; Metazoa; Chordata; Actinopteri; Centrarchiformes; Centrarchidae.
UUUGUGCACAGUUGCGAGAGGAUGCCACCUCUUGUUCCCACCUGAUCUGACGCGUGUAUUUUGCAAACACAGCAAAGGGCUGGGUAGUGGAUUGCAUGACAGUGUCUCCAGUGGAGACUGUAGCGAUAAGAUGAGGAUUCGAUCACGCAAGUUUCCUUUCUGACAGCCGCAGCCUCUGGUUCUCCGUCGAGUGGUUCAUGAGUAAAUCACAACAGGAGGAAGUUGAGACUGAGAUGCUGUAGCAGCAAUGUCACAGCUGUAUUACAAGAAAACUGACAACUCCUCAUACAGGGACCGCAUCCCUUUGCGGAUCGUGCGGGCCGAGUCUGAGCUUUCUGCUCUGGAGAGGGCCUACCUGGGGGCGGUUGAGAGGGGGGACUAUGGCAGUGUGAAGCAAGCCCUGGAGGAAGCUGAGAUCUACUUCAGGAUCAACAUCAACUGCAUUGACCCCCUGGGACGCACAGCCCUGCUCAUUGCCAUUGAAAAUGAGAACUUGGAGAUAAUUGAGUUGCUGCUCAGUUAUAAUGUAUAUGUGGGUGAUGCCCUGCUACAUGCCAUCCGCAAAGAAGUGGUGGGAGCUGUGGAGCUGCUGCUCAACCACAAGAAGCCACGUGGGGAAAAACAGGUUCCACCAAUUCUGCUGGACAAACAGUUUUCAGACUUCACCCCAGACAUCACUCCAAUCAUCCUUGCAGCCCACACCAACAACUAUGAGAUCAUCAAACUACUUGUGCAGCGAGGUGUUUCCAUACCUCAGCCCCAUGCUGUGCGCUGCAACUGCAUGGAGUGUGUGUCCAGUUCAGAUGUGGAUGGCCUUCGUCACUCACGCUCUCGUCUUAAUAUCUACAAGGCCCUUGCUAGCCCAUCACUCAUUGCUCUCUCCAGCGAGGAUCCUUUCCUCACGGCUUUUCAACUUAGUUGGGAGCUGAAGGAGCUCAGCACAGUGGAGAACGAGUUCAAGUCAGAGUAUGAGAUGCUGUCUUAUACGUGUCAACAAUUUGCAAAGGACCUCUUGGACCAGACCCGAAGCUCUAAAGAGUUGGAAAUAAUCCUCAACUACCGUGAUGACAUCAACCCUCUGCUAGAUGAGAAUGGUAAUGAUCUGGCCCGACUGAAGCUGGCUAUCAAAUAUUGCCAGAAAGAGUUUGUUGCUCAGCCCAACUGUCAGCAACUGCUGGCGUCUCGGUGGUAUGAUGAGUUCCCAGGCUGGAGGAGGCGUCACUGGGCAGGAAAGUUAAUCACGUGUAUCUUCAUCGGCCUCCUCUUCCCACUGUUAUCUAUCUUCUACCUGAUCUCUCCAAAGAGCAGAUAUGGCUUAUUCAUCCGUAAGCCCUUCAUCAAGUUCAUCUGUCACACUGCUUCUUACCUGACCUUCCUCUUCAUGCUCUUCUUGGCCUCGCAGCAUAUAGCCUCUGCAAACCGGGACCUUCAGGGCCCACCACCCACCACUGUGGAAUGGAUUAUCCUGCCCUGGGUGCUUGGCUUUAUAUGGACUGAGAUAAAACAGAUGUGGGAUAGUGGUUUCCAAGACUACAUAGAUGACUGGUGGAAUUUAAUGGACUUCAUUAUGAACUCCUUGUAUCUUGCAACCAUAUCUCUGAAGAUUGUUGCUUAUGCAAAGUACAGUGGGAAAAAACAAAGAUGCAACUGGGAAAUGUGGCACCCGACUUUGGUGGCAGAGGCAUUAUUUGCCAUUGCCAACAUCUUCAGCUCCUUGCGCCUCAUAUGCCUUUUCACUGCCAACUCCCAUCUAGGACCCUUACAGAUCUCACUGGGUCGCAUGCUCCUGGACAUCCUGAAGUUCCUCUUCAUCUACUGUCUAGUGUUAUUAGCCUUUGCCAAUGGCCUCAACCAGCUAUACUUUUACUAUGAAACGGAUAUGGGUAAUAGUUGCACGGGUAUUCGCUGCAAUCAGCAAAACAACGCCUUCUCAACGCUGUUCGAGACACUGCAGUCAUUAUUUUGGUCUGUAUUUGGCCUGAUUUCGCUCUAUGUGACCAACGUGGAACCAAAACAUGAAUUCACUGAGUUUGUGGGCACUACCAUGUUUGGCACGUACAAUGUCAUCUCCCUAGUAGUGCUUCUGAACAUGCUAAUUGCGAUGAUGAACAACUCUUACCAGCACAUUGCUGACCAUGCAGAUAUAGAGUGGAAAUUUGCAAGAACAAAAUUAUGGAUGAGCUACUUUGAAGAAGGGGGAACUUUGCCAUCUCCAUUCAAUAUAAUACCCAGUCCAAAGUCUGUUUGUUAUCUAAUUGGAUGGAUAAAGAUGCAUUUGUUUAAGAGACCAAGCAUACAAAGGCUUGAAACCUUCGAAACUUUGGGGAGACGUGCAGCCGAAAAUGUAAGAGUAAACCAUGAAUAUCAGGAGGUUUUAAGGAACCUUGUUAAACGGUAUGUGGCCGCAAUGAUCAGAGAUGCCAAGACAGAGGAAGGGUUGACAGAAGAGAACUUCAAGGAGCUUAAGCAGGAUAUCUCCAGCUUUCGCUAUGAAGUCCUGGGAAUGAUGAAGGGUAAACCUCAAGGUGGGGUUGCGGGUAAUGUUGCAAGCUCCACCUUGGCUUACCCUGGAAACUCAUUCAAAUAUUCUCCGAAAGUACGUACUGAUGAUCCUCAACAGAAGCUGAACGUGUUUGAUGUGACCACCACCACCGUGCAGCGCAGAGCUGCCAACACCACCAGCUCUGUGGGCUCUGACAGGCAAGCCAGUUGUUCACUAGUUGUUCCUUCCAGCACAAGACAGACUCAGAAUGAGGUAUCCAAGGAUGUCUCAGAGGCUGUGUCCCUCCAGAGACAGAGCAUACUUCUGUCUCAGAAAUGUGAUGAAAUACAUUCAGAAUACAUGUCAGAAGAAGAUUCGUUGGGAUCUGGUGGACAAAACCAACAGCAACUUCUGAUUGGAAAAGUAAUUGUGGAUGUUUCAAACAAAGUCGAGGACAUUCAGGAGAUUGAACAUUCUUGCAAAGAGCCUACUAAGGAAGUGAAAAAUGGGCCCAAAAAUUAUCAAAAUGAAUCUGUCUGCAAGUGAGAGAUGUUAAUUAUGUUAGUUUGAAAACAUUUUUGGAUUACAUUUUUUAACUCAUUUAUUUUGUAAAAUAGUUUAUCAAAAUAAACAAAUGUUGUAAACAGUAGUUAAAAUAUAUAUUGAAUUUAAAUAAUCUUGUGUCCUGUAAUGUACUCUAUAUAAUGGUAAUAUAUAUAAUAAUAUUAUGCUCUCUCACAUUAUAUUACAUGCAUUCACCGCUGAUAUGUGAUACGAUGAAGAUAUACAACAACACUGAGUGAGGACUGACCUCAGUGAGUGCUGACUUGAUGCUCAGGGAAUAGUGAAGCAAGUUUACCUUGAGCAUUUAAUUCCAAAGAGCCCUGAAACCCUGCUUCCAAUCCUCUCUUCUUCCACCUGGUCCUAUGCAAAAGUAUCUUAAAUCUCUUAAGUCUAUAGAAAAAGUAUUACUCCUCAUAUGCUUACAACAGCUACUCCUUUUGGUCAAAUCAAUUAUACAGGAAGAAAUAAUCAAGAUAAUUAACACUGAGUAAAUAUAUGUUUAUUUGUAUUUAACUUUACAUUGAAUUUGGACAAAGUAUCUAGUAGAUAAACAAUCAAGCACCUAGAUGAUUCUGAGAUGUGUCUCAACUUCUCUUUCACUCAUACAUUUGUUGAAGGAUGUAUUCUUCAGCUACACAAGCUCAAAUAUAGCAGAACACCAGGGAUUUGUCGCAGAAUACAUAGGCGGAGCAGAUGCAGUUUAUAAUGUGUAUCGAGAAACAACAAAAAUUAACAGGCUUACACAGUGAAUUGCAAGGCUAGUGUCCAAAACAGGAAAGCAGUUCAAACAGAAAGCAAACAAAAUCCAAAUGGUACAGGCUAUAAAUCCAAUAAUCCAUGAAGAAAUCCAGAAACACCGGAAGGAAACACUGAAGUCAGGCAUAGACACUCCACAAACUCUCGAAGAUGAAACAAUGGGAAGACACAGUCUUAAAUACACAAAAGUGAGGUGAUUAAUGAUACACAGGUGAAAACAAUCGGGGAGGUGCAAACUAUCACACAAGUGGGAAAACCGAAAGACCAGGAAGUGAAGUGAACACAAACAAGAGGAAUGGUAUAAAAAAUAAAACAGGAAACCACAACACAAAACCAUAACAAUAACAUCAACAGCACAAACACAGAACCAUGACGUAAAAGCUCUCUUGUGAUCUGUCACUAUGCAAUUCUGUAACUUGUAAUGUGAUGAAAUUACUCUACAAUUAAAUAAAAGAGAAAGCUAAUUCAAAAA